AUGCUCUCUUCCACGCGGUCCGCGGCUUCAAUGGCCCUCCGAGCCAAGCCUACAACUGCCAUUGUUCCUUUCCGAAUUACUGCCGCCGCCUUCACGACCAACUCUCGCCGCGAUGCGAGCGCCCUCCAGACUCACUCUGCAACUGGUGUAGGAAAGGUUCGCAGGGAGGUCCCGUUGCCCAGCGAGGUUGCUCCUAAGGGUGCCUUGCAGUAUGCGCUGACCACACUUGAUGCCGUCACCAACUGGGCUCGCCAGUCCUCCCUUUGGCCCAUGACCUUCGGUCUGGCCUGUUGUGCCGUUGAAAUGAUGCAUCUCUCCACCCCCCGAUACGAUCAGGAUCGCCUCGGUAUCAUUUUCCGUGCUUCGCCACGACAGUCCGAUGUCAUGAUUGUUGCUGGUACUCUCACAAACAAGAUGGCUCCUGCUCUUCGACAGGUCUACGAUCAGAUGCCUGAUCCCCGCUGGGUUAUUUCCAUGGGUUCAUGUGCUAAUGGUGGUGGAUACUACCACUACAGCUACUCUGUCGUCCGAGAUAUGUCCCCCAGCCCCCCCUUCGUUCGCACAGUCCGUCUAACUCCCAAUCAAGCUGCGAUAGGGUAG
Messenger RNA from Fusarium subglutinans, 600 nucleotides. RefSeq names its product NADH-ubiquinone oxidoreductase kDa subunit mitochondrial. NCBI's taxonomy places the organism in Eukaryota, Fungi, Ascomycota, Sordariomycetes, Hypocreales, Nectriaceae. The record is from RefSeq and is a predicted model, not a curated record. Bases 1 to 600 code for a protein of 199 amino acids. Gene Ontology annotation, biological process: aerobic respiration; mitochondrial respiratory chain complex I assembly; electron transport coupled proton transport. The transcript has 3 exons. Gene Ontology annotation, molecular function: quinone binding; NADH dehydrogenase (ubiquinone) activity; 4 iron, 4 sulfur cluster binding.